Lactuca saligna is the source of this 309-nucleotide messenger RNA. NCBI's taxonomy places the organism in Eukaryota, Viridiplantae, Streptophyta, Magnoliopsida, Asterales, Asteraceae. The record is from the annotation of a GenBank genome assembly.
AUGAGCGACAAGUCUAUUCUAGAGAAGGUACUUGGUCGGAGCUUUGUUCGUUUGUCUGGGUGGGGGCGUGAUCCUGUUGUUAUUAGUAACACCACGGGUACUAAUAGGAAUUCAAAUCACCCUACUUAUGAUGAAUUAGUGGAUGAUACUCAAAAUUUGAAAAGAUGUGCAAUUAUGGAACAACUGUUGAUUGAGAAAAAUAUCAUGCCUCCUCCUUCAAGUACAUCACCAAGACUAUCUGAAGGUGAUACAUCUGACUUUGAUACAUCUACCCACUCUGGACACGGAAAGUCUCAUGGUGAAUAUUAA